Messenger RNA from Tilletiopsis washingtonensis, 1674 nucleotides. RefSeq names its product SKN1-domain-containing protein. The coding region runs from base 25 to 1578 and encodes 517 amino acids. Gene Ontology annotation, biological process: fungal-type cell wall organization; (1->6)-beta-D-glucan biosynthetic process. The transcript is spliced from 15 exons. Gene Ontology annotation, cellular component: endoplasmic reticulum membrane; plasma membrane. NCBI's taxonomy places the organism in Eukaryota, Fungi, Basidiomycota, Exobasidiomycetes, Entylomatales. Gene Ontology annotation, molecular function: glucosidase activity. The record is from RefSeq and is a predicted model, not a curated record.
CGUGCGCUGCUCAACGGCGGCACGAUGCUUAUCCUCGUCGGCGCCGUGCUCGCGCUGUUCAUGGGCUAUCCGCUCGUGUUCCACUACUUCCUCUCGCCGCAGGAGGGCCACCGCGGCGGCUUCGGCCUCGGCGGCACCAACUCGACGGGCCAGGUGCCGACGUUUGAGUCGAUGGGCAUGCGCUCCGACCUCAUCGACCCCGACACGGACCCCGCGCUGUACAAAAUUAAGGGCACAACGGGCCAGGACCUCGUGCUCGUCUUCUCCGACGAGUUCAACCUCGACGGCCGCUCCUUCUAUCCCGGCGACGACCCGUUCUGGACCGCCGUCGACCUCUGGGCGCACGGCACGGGAGACUACGAGUGGUACGACCCGGCCGCCGUCACGACGAGCGAUGGUGCCCUGCACAUCACGGCGUCCGAAGACGCGAUUCACAACCUCAACUUCCGCAGCGGCCAGCUGACGACUUGGAACCAGUUCUGCUUCACCGGCGGCUUCUUCGAGGUCAGCGUGCGCCUGCCGGGCAGCCCGCAAGUAAGCGGUUGGUGGCCCGCCGCGUGGACAAUGGGCAACCUCGGCCGCGCCAACUAUGGCGCGACGACAGAGGGCAUGUGGCCCUACAGCUAUGACACGUGCGACACCGGUACGCUCAUCAAUCAGACGAACCCAGACGGACUCGGCCCGAUCUCAGCGCUGCAGAGCGGCGGAGAGACUGUGUUCAAUGACAAGUACGACACGACGAGUGUCAGCUGGCUCCCAGGACAGCGUCUCUCGGCCUGUACGUGCUCCGGCGACGAUCACCCAGGGCCUACUAGAUCGGACGGCUCGUACGUUGGCCGCUCAGCGCCCGAGAUCGAUGUCUUCGAAGCGCAAGUCUCAAACGAGCGCGGAGACGUCAGCUUGAGUGGACAGUUCGCGCCUUUCAACGCCGGCUACUGGCUCAACAACGCCAGCGGCACCGAGUGGCAAGGAUAUGACCCCACAUUCCGCAUCAACUCAUACCGAGGCAACGUGCUCCAACAAAGUGCAUCGGGCGUGGCCGAUACUAAUCAAGAUGCGUACGAGCUCUCGGGAGGAACCUUCAGCACAUACGGCUUCGAGUACGUGCCCGGCCUCGAGUCCGACGGCGCCUACAUCACCUGGUAUCUCGACGGCAAGCUGGCUUGGCGGAUGAACGCUGCCGCCGUCGGCGCAGACGCACGCGCUCAGAUCAGCGCGCGCACCAUUCCCGAGGAGCCGAUGUAUCUUAUUCUCAACCUGGCGCUCUCGAGCGGCUUCGGCUACGUCGACUUUGACAAGCUCACGUUCCCAGCGACGAUGAGCGUCGACUACGUGCGCAUCUAUCAGCCGCCGGACAAGAUCAACGUCGGCUGCGACCCGCCGAACUUCCCAACGGCCGACUACAUCCAGAAACACCUCGAGGCCUACACGAACUCAAACCUCACGACAUGGGGCAACACUCGCGACGUCGGCGGCUUCGAGCAAGACUGGCCGCGCAACCGCCUGUACUCCGGCGGGUGCGACGUCGAGCCGCGCAAGUAUCCUGGCCGCGAGCGCGCGUCGGCCACGGCCGCCUAGCGCGGUCCGAUGACGAGGAAAGUCGUAAGCGCUUUCAUCAUGUAUCUCUCGCUCUCUGGGCUGCCUCUGCUCCUUCUAUCUUCCCUUGCUCUGUCU